This is a messenger RNA of Alternaria arborescens, 549 nucleotides long. RefSeq lists its product as hypothetical. Bases 1 to 549 code for a protein of 182 amino acids. The record is from RefSeq and is a predicted model, not a curated record. The transcript has a single exon. Gene Ontology annotation, cellular component: ribosome; mitochondrial large ribosomal subunit. Gene Ontology annotation, biological process: translation. NCBI's taxonomy places the organism in Eukaryota, Fungi, Ascomycota, Dothideomycetes, Pleosporales, Pleosporaceae. Gene Ontology annotation, molecular function: structural constituent of ribosome.
AUGCCCCGAUUCCAAUCUCUGGUGCCGCUGCUGCGGCCAUUGGCUGCCCCAAGAGCAGUCGCAUGCCGACAGCACUUCCGCUUCUACACGGCCUCUUCCGAACACCCAUCCACGCCCCAGGAAGCCCAGCGAGCCGCCGACCUCGCUGCCGCCGAGUCGCUGACCGAAGGCGACAGCGCGCAGCCGCCCCAACAGAAGCCCGUACUGCCCUCGAAGCAUCCACGAGCCGACAACAAGCCAAGAAACAGCAAGAAGCCAAAGACAUCGUCACAAGCACUGAACCUGUCUCUGCCACCGCCCAAGUACGCAGUCUCGAGAUCAGUCAACAAGAAUCUGCCCAUCUACACCGACUACAAGCGAGGAGGCAACUUGCACUUGACAACGGUACGCAAGAUCACAGGAGACGUAUCAGCGCUGAGGGACGAGCUGAGAGUCUUCUUGAACAAGAAGAACGAGGACGUCAAGAUCAACAGCGUAACACAACAUGUUGUUGUCAAGGGCCAUCAUACUAGCGAGAUUGCAGAAUUCUUGAAGGCCCGGGGCAUGUAA